AUGCAGGCUUAUCUCAAAACUUUUGAUAUGUGGGAGGUGACUAAAACUGGUAAAGAACCAGCUCUCUUAAGAGAUAAUCCUACUGUUACUCAAAUUAAGGCUCAUAGUGAAGAGUGUGCUAAGGGAUUCAAGGCUAUGUUAUGUCUUCAUUCCUUUGUCUCUGAUGUGAUUUUCACAAGAAUCAUGGCUUGUGAAUCUACAAAAGAAGCUUGGGACAGACUUAAGGAGGAGUUACAAGGAAGUGAAAGCUUGAGGCAGAUAACUAUUCUCAACUUGAGAAGGGAGUUUGAGGUUCUAAAAAUAAAAGAAUCUAAAACUUUGAAGGAGUACAUUGAUAGAUUAAUGGCUAUGGUCAACAAAAUCAGGUUGUUGGCUGAAGAUUUAAUAGAUAAAAGAGUUGAGGAGAAGGUUCUUAUGAGCCUGCUUGAGAGAUUUGAGUCUAAAAUCUCAUCUUUGGAGGACUCUAAAGAUCUUAGCAAGAUCAUUCUACGAAAGCAGGACAAGCAACCUAAAAGUGGAAGUAGCGCUGCAAAAAAGGGCAAAUUUCCACCUUGUUCAACCUAUAGAAAAAUAAAUCACUUGGAGAAGGAUUGUUGGCAGAAAAAUGGUAUUAAGCCUGUGCAAUGCCAUUAUUGCAAGAAAUAUGGUCAUAUUUCCAAAGAUUGCAUAAUUAGACAGGGCAAAGCUCAAAACUAG
Messenger RNA from Manihot esculenta (cassava), 696 nucleotides. RefSeq lists its product as uncharacterized. The record is from RefSeq and is a predicted model, not a curated record. NCBI's taxonomy places the organism in Eukaryota, Viridiplantae, Streptophyta, Magnoliopsida, Malpighiales, Euphorbiaceae. The transcript is spliced from 2 exons. The coding region runs from base 1 to 696 and encodes 231 amino acids. Gene Ontology annotation, molecular function: nucleic acid binding; zinc ion binding.